Molecule: messenger RNA, 2564 nt
Organism: Planococcus citri (citrus mealybug)
Lineage: Eukaryota; Metazoa; Arthropoda; Insecta; Hemiptera; Pseudococcidae
Product: histone acetyltransferase p300-like
Exons: 7
Coding region: 765-2255 (496 amino acids)
Biological process (GO): positive regulation of transcription by RNA polymerase II
Cellular component (GO): transcription regulator complex; histone acetyltransferase complex; nucleus
Molecular function (GO): chromatin DNA binding; histone acetyltransferase activity; transcription coactivator activity
Source: RefSeq, a predicted model, not a curated record
GCCGUUUACCGUAUAAUUAUACGGAAAUCGUAUAAUUUUAAAAUCUCCGUAUAACGUUCCGUAUAAUUCAAUUCCCGUAUAAUUCCCGUAUAAUUUGCCAAAAAUCGCCAAGAAUUGCCGUAUGUUUUUUAAAAUUUCGUAUAAUUAUGAAAAAACUACGGAAAUGAACGGUUUUUUUGAUUUUUCUCCAAUAAAUCAUGCAAAAAUGGACGUUUUUUCGUUUCUUAGACCCAUUUUUUUCAAAAAAUUUUCGCUCUCGCUUCGCUCGAGCAGUAAUUUUACCUUCCCUUUUCUAAAAUUAUCACAUGAAUCACGAAUAUUUUUGAAUCAAGAUCCCUAAGGAUUCCGGAAUACCCCUUUUAAAAUCAAUAAAAUGAGUGUCAAAGUGAAAAUAAAGUACUGAAAAAAAAACCGUAUCUUUUCAGAAUUUCCGUAUCUUUUUUCGUAUAAUUGUGAAAGACCAAAACGGCAGCACUGCCACUGCAAUAAUUAUCCAAAAAUUAUCAAUUUAUCAACAACCAAAUUAAUUUUUCGUUAAUCACAUCAACUUUAUUGAUCAACUGAAAUACAGGGAUGUGGAUACUGUGUAAGCCUUAGAUUAAAGCUUUAUGCAAUAAUUAUUGGACCUUUGAGAACCUUUGUGAUCUCUCUCAUCUUUUAAUUCUGCCUCAUCCUCUGUUUUUCAUUGCUUAUCAUUUAAAAUUUCGACAAAUUGGUCCACUCCAUUUGUGAUUACCUACACGUAAAAAAUACAUCCUCAUAAAAUGGGUAAUUCUAUGGAUUCUGAGAAUACUCCACCAUCAUCAUCCGAUACCCAAACCAACCCUGAAGUAUCUCUGGAAUUGAACGACGAUUGUACAUCACUAUCCCAAGAAGAUCAACAACUUCCUCCUCAAGUACGAAUUCCUGCUAUCGAACCGGAAAAACAAUCGAUUCAAAGCUGUUUACAGUCUCUGGUACACGCUUGCCAAUGUCAAAGUACAACCUGCCAAUUAUCAAGUUGUCAUCGUAUGAAAAGCGUUCUCCUACAUGCCAAGGCUUGUAAACUGAAAGUGAACGGAAAUUGUCCUAUUUGCAAGCAGCUUAUAGCUCUGUGUUUUUAUCACAGCAAGUGUUGUCAAGUUGCAGAAUGCCCUGUGCUUCUAUGUUCGAAUAUCAAACAAAAAAAUAUAGAGCAAGAACAAUCGCAGCAACGCGUACAACAAGCCGGACUACUACCUCAUUGUAUGAAUGCGAUGAAUUCACCUACAACACCAAGUAGUACCGAAUCAGGUGUGUCGUCCAAUUCAGAAACUUCGUCUGCUGGUAGUUCUGGACAGAAAUCGUCAUCGUCUCAAGCACCGUCUAAUGACGGUCUGCAAUUUCAUCAACUAUUAGAGCAACAACUAUGGGAAGCUAUACGCUCAACGAGAUCAAAGCGGGAAAAAGAUAAAGUUUUACAGAUAUUGAAAACGAAUCCCCAAUUGUUGGCGGCGUUCAUCAAACAGAAGCAACAAUCAAACAAUCCCAUAAGUUCUCCAACUACAGCUCUGUCACCGAGCAGUGACGAAACGGCUCGCCAGAAACCACUGUAUGGUCCCACUGAACUUUGUCGUAAUAUGGCAGCGAUGACUUUCACCGAUAGUGAAAACAAGGUGCCUACAUGUUCGAGUACUGAGCAGGAAACGAAGCAAGAAAACCCACAGCUCCUGAUACAACACGAUGAAGCUCAAUUAGAUAAAUCUGAUGAACCAUCUGAAUUCGAAUCGUCGUCUGCAAGUUCGAUAAUCCACGAUAUCCCUCAAAAGGUUACCAAAGAAUGGCAGAAACUCAUAAAUAAUGAAAUAAGGGAACGUUUGGUAAAGAAACUAGUAGGUGCAAUCUUUCCUACGAGCACCGCUCAAGCAGCAGCAGAAUCUGGUAAUGGUGGAUCUGGUGCACCGAAUGAAGCGCAAAAUUCUCCCAGUAACAAUUUAAAUCGUUCGAGAUUGAAUUCACAUAUUGACGGCCGUAUUGUGCAGAAUUUAGAAUGGCAUGCGAGAAAAGUCGAAUGUGAUAUUUACGAAGCAGCGAAUUCCAAAUCUGAAUAUUACCGUUUGCUAGCGGAAAAGUAUUACAAAAUACACCAAGUAUUGGAUGAGCUGCGCCAAAAACGAAAAGAGCAACCAUUGCAGCAGCAGAAACAACUUGAUGGCGAAGGCACUGUGCCUAUUUGUUCGACUAUUGAGCAGAAAUCGAAGCAAGAAAAAUCACAGCUCCGGAAUCCAGAUACCUAACUCGAAAAUUUUAUAGAGAAGACAAAAGUUUGUUCAAAAAAGUUGAUUAACUUUUUUUUAUUUGAUCUCGAUGAUUUCAGCCUUCAGGGUACGAAAAAUUUGAACAUUUUUUUCGCCUCGAAGUACCUACUUACGACUUCCGUGUGUAAUUUUUCGGAGUUAUUACGAUGGUAUUUAUUGUGGGUACAAGAUCCAAGAAAUCUUGAAAAAAGUAUUCUUUAAUGUAUGUACAUUGUACAUACUACAUAUGUAUAACUCGGCUAGACUAAGAUGGUGCUAUUUUUAAUAAAAUGAAAGUACAAACUUGAA